GGCUAAAUCUGAAGCUGCACAGCAGAGCUCCCAGCAUAGGCUCCAGUUUCCAGAAGGUCAGGCUCUAGCGUCAUCUGGGCCCAAAGCGAAGGUGCCCUGCCCUUGGCAACCAGGCCUCUCUCUGCAGGGAGAAUUAUUUUUCAAGCACUUUGAGAAUUUUCAGAGCAUUGACAGCUUGCAGAUUUCCAUGGGGAGAGAAGUCCCUCCUGGGAGAAGCUGGCUGGCUCUGUCCUUGAGGCUAGGUGCAUUGCCCUUCCGCCUCGGUAACAGUCACCUGUGCCCUCCUGCUCUGUGCUCGGCAACAUUGUGAGGCCACCGCUUUAUUUCUUCUGUCUUGCUCCUUCUAACUGCCACCUGGACCACAUUCCACAAUCCCCCGGGGCCUCCGAGGCGCCAGGGGGCGCUGUGGUGCAGGGCCCGGGCUUCCCGAGCUCUCAGGGGCGCAGUCUCGCGUCCCAACGCGAUGGGCUCCGAGGCGGCGCAAUUGCUGGAGGCUGCAGAUUUCGCGGCUCGGAAGCACCGUGCGCAGCGGCGAAAGGACCCCGAAGGGACCCCCUACAUCAACCACCCUAUCGGUGUGGCUCGGAUCCUGACCCACGAGGCGGGCAUCACUGACAUUGCGGUGUUGCAGGUGCGGCGCCUGGUGGAGGAGGUAACCGAUGACAAGACUCUGCCCAAGCUGGAGAGGAAGAGGCUGCAGGUGCAGCAGGCUCCCCACAGCAGCCCGGGGGCUAAACUGGUGAAGCUGGCGGACAAGCUGUACAAUCUGAGGGACCUGAACCGCUGCACCCCAGAGGGGCAGAAAUACAGUACUAUAGCGCGGCCAAGGGGAAGUUUUCAGGACAAAUCAGACCAUCAAGAAGUCAUCUCCUGGUCCUGCACCAGACCCUCCGGGAAGUUGGCAGAACCCAGUGCUGUCCUGCAGGUCGUGUGAGCCAUUUUCUGUCCAUUCACACGCAGGGUGGUCCGAACAUCGAGUCCAGGAAUACUUUGAGUGGGCAGCGCAGGUGGUGAAGGGCCUUCAGGGAACAAACCGGCAGCUGGAAGAGGCUCUGCAGCAGCUGUUUAAGGAGCGGGGGUUGGUGCUCUGAGCAGUACUUGG
Molecule: messenger RNA, 1102 nt
Organism: Phyllostomus discolor (pale spear-nosed bat)
Lineage: Eukaryota; Metazoa; Chordata; Mammalia; Chiroptera; Phyllostomidae
Gene: HDDC3
Product: HD domain containing 3
Exons: 4
Coding region: 464-934 (156 amino acids)
Molecular function (GO): guanosine-3',5'-bis(diphosphate) 3'-diphosphatase activity
Source: RefSeq, a predicted model, not a curated record